Messenger RNA from Camelina sativa (false flax), 1025 nucleotides. RefSeq lists its product as uncharacterized. Gene Ontology annotation, biological process: protein ubiquitination. The record is from RefSeq and is a predicted model, not a curated record. NCBI's taxonomy places the organism in Eukaryota, Viridiplantae, Streptophyta, Magnoliopsida, Brassicales, Brassicaceae. Gene Ontology annotation, cellular component: cytoplasm. Gene Ontology annotation, molecular function: zinc ion binding; ubiquitin protein ligase activity; protein binding.
AAGGAAAUUUUCCUUUUCAAUAUCUCUUUUCCGUUAACUCAAUUGACUACUUUAUCUAGGCUGAUCUCUCUCUCUCUCUCAAACCUCACCAUAUUAAUCAAAAAUUCAAAACCCUAAACACAAAAAUCGAAAACCUUUUUUUUUCUUCUCAAAAAAAACAAAUCAUGGAUUUCUAUUCCCACGAUAUCGUAGACAGCUUGAUCAAUGUCAAUCGGAUCUACAACGACGACGGAGAUCUCCGCAAAAACGAAAAGUUAUUUUUCGAUUUCCAAGUUGACUACACUCGUGGAGAUGAAGACGGAGAUGAAGAAGAAGAUCUUAACAAUAUUGAAACUAGAACCGUUUUUCAAACUCACGAGUUUGAUCGUGAAUGGUUGUUCGGUGGAGAUCGUAAUCGGAUCCUAGCCUUCGUCUAUCACAUUCUUGAUUUGCUCCAAGUCCCUUGUUAUUAUGAGAUCGUUACCACGCUGACUGAGAAGAUUUUGGAGUUGAAGACGCGUGAAGAGAUCUCUGAGUUACCUCACGUGGAGGGGCUAGAAGUAUCGAUGUCUGUUGUCGUGCCGACGUUUCCUGGUGAAGAGCAGGAGGAGGAUGAUGUCGUGGCUGUUAAUUUUGCGGUGGCUCCAGCGAGCGAUGAGGCGGUGGAGAUACACUUGGAUACGGUGGUUGUUGAGAACGGAGGUUAUUGUGUGAUAUGCAUGGAUAAGAUCCGGGUUGGGUCCGAUGAGGAAGCGGGUCGAAUGCCGUGUUCGCAUGUUUUUCAUCGCACGUGUGGAGAGGAGUGGCUUAGGUAUAGUGGGAUUUGUCCGGUGUGUCGUGCCGUGUUUCCCUCUUAAACGGUUAAACCCUAAAGCCUCUCUCUCUCUGAUCAGCCUUUUGUGUUAGUUUAGUUUAUCAUGUUUGAUUUCUGUAUGUUGUUAUAUGAACCUAUGAGGUUCGAUAUGACCUAUCAACUUAGUUUUUAUGAUUUUCCCUUUCACUUUUCUAUGUGUAUGAAUGUUCAAGAAUGUAUAUGCUUUAACCUA